This is a messenger RNA of Iphiclides podalirius (scarce swallowtail), 471 nucleotides long. NCBI's taxonomy places the organism in Eukaryota, Metazoa, Arthropoda, Insecta, Lepidoptera, Papilionidae. The record is from the annotation of a GenBank genome assembly.
AUGAAGUUUCCUUUCAGUGCCUGGGGUGAAGGAACAUUUCUCGCAGUUCAAACAGCUAUCAUAGCCGUUCUUGUGCUACAUUUUGGAGGAAGUUCUUUAAAAGCAGUUUCAUUUUUGAGUUUUUAUAUUGGUCUUGUUUCUGCAUUGGUUAGUGGUUAUACUCCCAAAGAUGUAUUAUGGUCCAUGCAAGCAGUUAAUGUACCAAUAAUAGUUAUGGCAAAGGCCAUUCAAGUAAUAACCAACUACAAAAAUGGUAGCACCGGUCAAUUAUCAGCAGUAACAUGUAUGUUGCUGUUUGGCGGCAGCAUUGCUAGAAUAUUUACUUCUAUACAAGAGACUGGAGAUUUCAUUAUUAUACUUACAUACUGUGUGUCUACUGUUGCUAAUGCAGCUUUAGUUUUGCAGCUUUUCUGGUAUUGGAAUGUUGAUAAGUCUAGCAAAAAUAAGAAUAAGAAAAAGAAAAAGAGGACA